AUGCAGCAGCUGCAGACGAGGACAGUCCAAGUAAAACAACUAUCAGAUCUAGCUAGUGAUAGAGAAAUUCACGAGUUCUUCUCAUUCUCUGGAGAAAUCGAACGCAUUCAGAUCCAACGUGAGCCUGGACAAUCAAAGACUGCAUUUGUUACUUUCAAGGAUCCCAAAGCUCUUGAAAUCGCGUUGUUGUUAUCGGGAGCAACAAUAGUAGAUCAGAUCGUGAUUAUAUCUCCAGUUGAAAAUUAUGUACCAAAAACUGAGGUGCUGGAAGUAAGGAUGGUGGAAAGUGCUGUUUGUGCUGCUCCUGGUGGAAUUCUUUCACCAAAUGCUGAGGAUAGAAAUAGCUCGCCUACCAAUGGAAGGGUGUAUGUUAAUAGAGCACAAGAUGUGGUGACCUGUAUUGUCGCGAAAGGUUCAGCUAUUGGACAAGAUGCCGUGAACAAGGCUAAAGCAUUUGAUGAAAAACAUCGGUUGACAGCAAGUGCAUCAGAGAAGGUUAUUUCCUUUGACAAGAGAGUGGGUCUCACAGAGAAAUUAACAGUAGGCUUUUCCGUGGUUAAUGAGAAAGUGAAGUCUGUUGAUCAAAGGCUUCAUGUCUCAGAUAAAACAAUGGCAGCAAUAUUUGCAGCAGAGAGAAAAUUGAAUGAUACGGGGUCAGCUGUCAAAACAAGCAGGUAUGUGACUGCUGGAGCAGCCUGGUUAAAUGGUGCUUUUGGUAAGGUGGCAAAGGCGGGACAGGCUGCAGGUACGAAAACCAGAGAAAAGUUCCAUAUGGCUGUGUCAAACUUGACUGCAAAGGAACCUCCAAUUGCUGCAUAA
Messenger RNA from Prunus armeniaca (apricot), 819 nucleotides. Lineage: Eukaryota; Viridiplantae; Streptophyta; Magnoliopsida; Rosales; Rosaceae. The record is from the annotation of a GenBank genome assembly.